This is a messenger RNA of Gigantopelta aegis, 3791 nucleotides long. RefSeq names its product tryptophan 5-hydroxylase 1-like. The transcript is spliced from 11 exons. Gene Ontology annotation, cellular component: axon; cytoplasm; perikaryon. Bases 289 to 1809 code for a protein of 506 amino acids. Gene Ontology annotation, molecular function: iron ion binding; tyrosine 3-monooxygenase activity. The record is from RefSeq and is a predicted model, not a curated record. NCBI's taxonomy places the organism in Eukaryota, Metazoa, Mollusca, Gastropoda, Neomphalida, Peltospiridae. Gene Ontology annotation, biological process: dopamine biosynthetic process from tyrosine.
GAAGGGUAUUCGGACUGAAAAUAGAUAUAGCACUCUGCGAAUUUAUACAUCGAUGAAAACGAUUGGAUGGAAAUUUAAUUAUUAAUGAGCGCUAAGGUUACUUAACAGCAGAGAUGACAGAAGUCGUGGAGACACAACGACCACGUAUGGUGUUUGGUGCAUCAGUUUUUACGGGAUAAAGACGAGUUGGUUGUCCGUGGUUAAACGUGCAGGGUGCUGUAUAUGUAUUGACAGUAACGUGGAUUAAGAGAUAAUCGAGGAUUAGUUUCGUUGUUUUUAUUGUUAAAGAUGUCAGCAGAUACAGACACUGCCAAGAGGCGAAUUGCAUUUCAGAAAAGUUACAGUCAGGAGCAUGGCGGCAACUGGCGGCAUCGCAGUCUCAUCGAAGAUGCCAAGUUCGAAACUGUCACGAACAUGGAGUUCGAGAAACGAGAGCGUCACAUAAGCUCGGGAGAGCCAAUCAGUGAAGUGGAAGUGUCCCAUGUUCAAAAUGGCGGAGAGGCCGCGCUUGCGCUUGACGGACUGAAAGUUCACAGUGUCGUCAUAACCCUCAAAGAUGGUAUAGGAAAUUUGGCACGAGUAAUGAGAGCAUUUGAGAACACCAAACUUACUAUUCAACAUAUCGAGUCGAGGAAAGCCCGGAAGAAGAACGCCCUCUAUGAGGUUCUUCUGCAGUGCGCCGGCUCCAGAGAAAAUGUCAUUUCCGUUACUAACACCAUGCACCAGAAUUCACAUGUUUUGGAUGUUACAAUACUUGGUGAAGCAGAAUUGGAGAAAAAAGAGCAGUGGUUCCCGUGUCACAUCUCCGAUCUGGACCAGUGUACUCACAUACUGACAAAGUUCGAACCGGAGCUGGAUUGUGAUCACCCAGGUUUCACUGACAAGAAAUAUCGAGAACGAAGGAAACACAUAGCUGAUAUAGCCUUUUCUUACAAACAUGGUGACCCUAUUCCACGAGUUCAGUAUAUAGAAGAUGAAGUUAAGUGUUGGGGCCACGCGUACCGCCACCUGAAGGAGCUGUUCCCGACCCACGCCUGCGCAGAGCACAUUGAGAUCUUCAAGGUGCUGGAGGACGAGUGUGGCUACAGCCCUGACGUCAUCCCGCAGCUUGAAGACGUGUCAGCAUUCCUCAAACGAAAAAGUGGUUUUCAACUUCGCCCAGUGUCUGGUCUGCUGUCCGCUAGAGACUUCCUCGCCUCCCUGGCUUUCCGAGUUUUCCAGUGCACGCAGUACGUCAGACACCCGUCUAAACCAGACCACUCGCCAGAACCAGACUGUAUCCACGAGCUUCUGGGCCACGCGCCACUGCUAGCAGACGUGAAUUUCGCUCAGUUCUCGCAGGAACUCGGUCUCGCCUCACUCGGCGCGUCCGACGAGGACAUUGAGAAAUUUGCUACUCUGUACUGGUUCACGGUCGAGUUCGGCCUGUGCAAGGAGAAGGGGGAGCUCCGGGGAUACGGCGCGGGGGUGCUGUCGUCGUACGGCGAGCUGAAACACGCCCUGAGCAGCACCCCCCAGAAGAAGCCGUUCGAGCCGGCCAGCACGGCGGUCCAGGAGUACACGGACGAGGACUUCCAGCCGCUGUACUUCUACGUGGAGUCAUUCGAGGACAUGAUGGACAAAAUGAGGAACUACGCGGCCACGAUCAAGCGUCCCUACGAAGUGCGGUAUGACCCGUACACCCAGUCUGUACAGAAGCUGAACAGUAAGGGGAUGUUACACAGCGUCGCCCGGAACCUCAAGGGAGAACUCGAGGUCCUGCAACACGCCAUUGACCGGAUACAGUCGUUUAGUCUCGCCUCGCGAUGACGUCAUACUGCAGUGCGCAUAGGAAGUUGAUAUUUGAUUUCCUGAAUGCAUGAUGGAUUUUUUCAACUUUAUUAAACAUGUGGUCAAAUUAUGAAUAUAUUAUUAUAAAAUUGAAAAUAUAUGAAAGAAUCUUAUAGUUUACCAAAUGAAAAACAAAAACAUAUUGCUAAAGUCGUUGACUUUAGUCUCAGAGGUACAAAUGCGUAAUGUUUCUGUUUCGUAUAAAAGGCAUUUUAAAGGUUCUAUCUCGGAGUUGCAUACUGACGGCUUCUCGCCAAAGUUAUUAACCUUUGCUUUGAAAUGUAAGCAUAAUAUCUUCAACUAUAUAUCCAUAUCAAAUUACAACUAAAUCAUUUAAUUUGCUAGUAAAACAAAAUUACUGGACAAUAUUUACGCACGCUGACAAUAUAAUACAACUUACAAAAAGUGUGGCACAGUUCUAGCACGCAAACAAACAAACAAACACAACACACACACACACACACACACACACACUCGCUAAUUUUUAUUUGCAUUUAUUUCCGUGCUUAUAUCCAACUAAGGUUCACGCAUACUGUCCUGGGCACACAUCUCGGCUAUCUGAGCUUUCUGUCCAGGACAGAGGGUUAGUGGUUAGUUGUUAGUGAGAGAGAAGUCGGUGUCGUGGUCUUACAUCUAUCCAUAAAAUCGUUAAACUUGCUCUGUGUGGGGAGCCGAUACUGGGGGGUGAACCCAGUACCUGGCAGCCUAAAGUCGGAUGACUUAACUACUACGCCUCCGAUGUCGGUCACACACUUAAUGUUGGUAGGAAGAAGAUGGGGUCAUUAAGUGUGAUGGUUGAAUUUAACACUUUUGUAGAACUGUACAAAGUGAAUGUGAUCAAUAAUUGUUGAUUGUUUUUGUCUGGUGUUAAUUAAUAUGUUGUUUAAUGUUACUUCUAGAACUUUUAGCACACUGUGUUGGUAGGGAGGUCAGGAACAAUCUCUAUCUUUAGUAGUUACCGUUUGAAUGGCACACUAUCAGAAUUAUAACAUUGAAUACCCUAUGUAUAUCUAUAUCACAGAUGUUUAAAUUUGUUUUUAAUGUGAGUACCACUAGUAGUUAUUGUUUAGAGUGACACAUUGUCAAAUUCAUAACAUUGAAACACCCUGUGUAUGUUUACGUUAUACCCGUUAUAAUUAGGUAUUUAGUUUUUAAAUGCAAGUACUACUAGCAAGUGUGAAUAGAGUAGAAUACUAUCACAAGUAUAACAUUAAAACACUUUUGUCUAUAUAUAUUUACAGUACUAGACAUUUUCAUGUUAUCCUGCGCCAGUUGUUAUCUGUAUGUCCGUCCGUCCAUCCAGCCAUCGUUUGGUUUCUAUAUUUUGUUGUUUUUUCGAUAAAGUAUUUUUAUUGUUACGCAAUAAUAAUCGCGAUAGCUUUUAAAAGCAAAACAUUUGUUACGUACACAAAGUACACAUUGUUACACUAAUUUGUACGUACAGCUAGUUUAUGUUGUCACACUGAUGUCUAUGUUAUUAAUUAGUCCAUUUAGGCUGGGAUUUUCUCCGUGUGCUAUAUUAAUGAUAAUAUAUUAUAAACUUUAUUUGCAUUAGGCCUAAUGGCCCUUCAGCACAUACUGUAUGUACGUGUAUAAUAAUAAUAUUGUAUGGAUUCCGUCUGCUCGAUAGAUGUAUCAUUUCAGUUUGUGAACCACUCUAGUGUAUUUAAAAGCAAUAAUCAUACAAAGGGGAAGAAUAGCUCUCUGUUGGCGUAACAAACAUUUAUUUCAAUAAGAAUUAUCCGUGUUGUUAUUUUGAGAAAAGAAAGCAAUAUUUGUGUACAGCCACUUCAGAUCAUUUUAACGACGUUUAUUUGGUGUUAGCCAUGUUUAUUUAAAGCUAAAGUUUUGUUUUGUUUAACCACAUCAGUACAGCACAUCGAUUAAUUAAUCAUCGGCUAUUGGAUGGCAAACAUUUGGUAAUUCUGAGACAGUCAACAGAAGAAACCCGUUACAUUUUU